GAGUUUGGUCAUCAUGUUAGGUUGGCAACUCGUGUUAACUUCUCUACUUUUGUAAAGUCAGCUGGUAUAGACUUCUACCCUUUCGGCGGUGAUCCUCAGAUUUUGGCAGGAUUUCUCCCCUGCAAUUAUAGAUAUGGCCACGGACAAUGGUUUAAUUCCAUCUGCACCAGGAGAAUUAUCUAUAUAGAGAAAGCAACUAAAGGCCAUUAUUGAAUCUCUGUUACCGGCAUGCACUGAACCAGAUGUAGAUACGGGUGAGCCUUUUAGAGCUCGGGCAAUUAUUGCAAAUCCUCCUGCUUAUGUGGUAGAGAGAAGAAGUAACCCAAUAUCUAGCUUUGUAUUGCACUGUAAAGGUACGUUAGUUGUUUUGCUUAUAUUUUAGAACAUUAUCUUUUUUAAUUGCUUUUAAGCUCUGACAUUGCUCUAUGUUUUUUUCAUUGUAUUGGUUCAAUUGCAUUGAUCAAUUGGAUGUUGGAUAAUGCGAAAGACCAAGAAAUUUGGCAGCUUACUAUGGGAUGUAAUCUUCUAGGGAUGUAAGAAAAUUGGUAGCUUACCUUUUUUUGCUCUAAAUAGUUUGAAUGCUCUCGAUUGAAUCUUAUUAGAUGUGAAGUUAUAAAAUAUUUUGGAUUGAUUAUGAAAAAAUGUUGUGUUGAUGUCCA
Molecule: messenger RNA, 659 nt
Organism: Camellia sinensis
Lineage: Eukaryota; Viridiplantae; Streptophyta; Magnoliopsida; Ericales; Theaceae
Source: RefSeq, a predicted model, not a curated record